AUGACUUCAAAACCAGAGUGCCCCCGACCCCUCAUGGAUCUGUCUGGAUCCCUGUGUAAUCUAGACCCAUUGACCACACAACCUGGUUCCCUGGUGACCUGGAUUGGAUCUUGUGUGUUAAUUCCAUGCAAGAUUAACUCGUAUAAGGGGUAUCCUCUCAGGAACAUCUCACUGCGUUGGUAUUUUCAGCCACGUUAUGAUGUGAAUGAUUACACUGGUAUUUUAUUGUACAACAGCUCUGAUAAGUCAGGAAACAUCCAAACUCGAUCAAAGACUGCUUCUCAGCCUGCUUUUCAGUCUCAGAUGGACUUCAUAGGAAAUUUAGAAAACAAAGACUGUGGUCUGAAGAUCUCUCGAGUUCGUAAAAACAACGCAGGCACCUAUGGAGCAAGACUUAUUGCUUUUUAUAAUACCCCAGAAACGGAACUGAAGUUUUUUCUCAAUGCUACAGUGAAAGUUGCUGAGUCACCUCCAGCUCCUAGGAUGGAAAUCAGCCCUAAUGAAAUCCGAGAAUCACAAACUACAACAGUGACCUGCUCUGUUCCGUACCAUUGCAGUGAAAAUUCACUAGGGCUGUUUGUGAGUGGUUUAAAAUGGAAACGUCCGCCUUCCCCAAUAGAGACCUCCAAUAAUGGAGUAAUCCAAACAGUCGUGGCUUUUUCAGUGGCCUGGGAGGACAAUGGGAAGACUCUGGUCUGCUCCUUGAAACAGAAGCAGAAGGUAUUAUCCAGGAGCGCCAUGAAGUUGGACGUAAAAUAUCGGCCUAAAAAUGUUCAGCUGAAAGCUACCCCUGGAGGGUCUAUUCAAGAGGGACAAACUCUCUCUCUGGUGUGUACAGUCGAGAAUAGUAACCCACCCGUUUCUGAGUAUCUUUGGUAUAACGAUGGUCAACUGAUGUUUGAAUAUCGGAAUUCCCCAAAAAUUGAAUUUGAAGCCCAAGGAGACCAGCAUUCUGGUGAUUAUAGAUGUGAGGCUAAGAACAGCGUUGGGACGCAACCGUCAAAUACCCACCGCGUAGAUGUCCACUAUCCACCUAAGGAAGUUAAGAUUGAUAGUAUGCCGCAAGUGGACAUCGAGGAAGGAGAAAGUUUAGUUUUGCAGUGCUCUUCUAAAGGAAAUCCAGAAACCCAUUAUCAAUGGUUUAAACAGCCACUUACCACUGUAUUCAAAGACGGUAAACAGCUGCAGUUCAAUGUGGUCCGGCUUGAAAAUGCUGGUGCCUAUUAUUGUUCAGCCGGGAACAUGCUUGGUUCUUCGAAAUCUUCACCCGUCACUCUGAAUGUUCAGUAUGCUCCCAAGGAUGUCCAACUUGCCAUUGAAAAUGACCAGCUGCCCAUAAAGGAGAAAGACACAGUCUUGCUAAACUGUUCAUUUGGUCGGAGUAACCCUAGUAAUAAUAUCAAAUAUAAAUGGUAUAAGGCUAACUCAAGAUUACCAAGCAAAGAAAACCUGCUGAACUUCCCUGCAAAUUUAGAACAGGCUGGGGAUUACAGAUGUGAAGUCUGCAAUACCAUAAAAUGUGGUUCAUCUCCGCCAGUCACUGUGGAUAUACACUAUGCCCCCAAAGGGGUCACAGCUGUGGCAGAACAAAGAAUUCCAAUUAAUGAAGGCAACCGUGUGAACUUAAGGUGUGAAGUGGCAAGCGCAAAUCCCGAAGUCUUCAGCUACAGAUGGUACAAAGAUGUGGCGCAGCAGCCUGUAGAUUCUGAAGCUGCUGAGCUGACCAUCUAUCAUGUGACUUCUGCUGAUUCUGGCAGAUACUGGUGCGAGGCCACUAACAGUGUAGCUACUUCCCGUUCCCAGCAACUUCUGCUGAAGGUCUAUUAUGGACCCCGUAACAUCUCUCUGUCUCUGGAGAGGCAGGUGCCUGUGACAGAGGGCAUGGAUGUCUCAUUCCUAUGUGCCACUGACGCCAACCCACCUCCUUAUUAUUUUGAGUUGUACCACAAUAAAGAGAUGCUGCUGAAGGCAAGCGACCGAAUCCUGCUUCUCCAAAAAGUGAAGGUUGAAGAUUCAGGGGACUAUCACUGCAAAGCAUCCAAUGGCAUUUCCACAGGGAAAUCACAGACUCUGAUGUUCUCUGUGUCCUGUGAGUAG
Molecule: messenger RNA, 2097 nt
Organism: Sphaerodactylus townsendi
Lineage: Eukaryota; Metazoa; Chordata; Lepidosauria; Squamata; Sphaerodactylidae
Gene: CD22
Product: CD22 molecule
Exons: 8
Coding region: 1-2097 (698 amino acids)
Source: RefSeq, a predicted model, not a curated record